AUGCAAGCCACUGCCUCUGUCCCAGGCCGCGCCGGCGAGCAUGGCUUUUCGGCGGCGGGUAGGCCAGGACACUCCCCCCUGAGCGGUGACGCGCUGCUGCGCGUCAGCAUUCCUAGCCCACCCACUAACUCAGACCACCGCUUCUGGUGGGAUCACUUCGCGCCCUUCAUGCUCUCCUGGUUGAACGCGUCCGGAUGCUACUCCGACAGCGACAUUGCCGGUCACCUGACCAUUCUGCGGGACGUCGUGAUCCCCUCCUUCGGUCCCCCGUCGGUCGUGCAGCACGCUCUCAAGCCAGCCGGCUCUCCUUUUGAAAUGUCAUGGAAGUUCACCCCGAAGGGCAGCAGCAUCCGCUACAUCUUCCAACCGAUGGGCGCCCGCGCCGGCACGGAGGAAGAUCCCUUCGGGUCCAGCAACCUUGACGAUGAGGUGCUCCCCCUCGUGGAGAAGCACUCCCCCGACGUUGACCUUCGAUGGUUCCGCCAGUUCCGCGACGCGUGGAUGAUGCACCGCCACCACGCCGACGCGGCGGCCGCGAAGGAGGCCAUGAAGCAGCACGCAGACGUCAAGAUCCCGUGCCAGGUGUUCCUGGGGUACGAUCUUGAAGGCUCCAGAGCGCUGUUCAAGGCGUACUUUCUACCCGUUUUCAAGCACUUUGCCACGGGCCGGUCGACCGACGACCUCGCGGUGGAGACGAUCCGCGGGCUGGAGCCGUACGGUCAAGAGCUCGAGGGCCAGAUCCUUCAGCUGGAGGAGUUUCUGAAGGAGUGUAAGUACCCGCACUUCGUGGACAUGGUUGGCAUCGACUGCUGCGACCCGGCGACGGCGCGGAUCAAGGUGUACGUGCGCAUCGACAAUGUGAGCCGCGCGUGCGUGAAAUACUUUGUCACGCGGGGCGGAAGGCUGGAUGACGAGCAGACGCGGCAGAUGCUGGGCGACAUUGAUCGUUGGUGGCACCACGUCAUCGAUGAGGAGGACGGCUUGAAAGAGGAGCAGGACAAGAAGCCGAAAACUCCAGCCACGUUCCACAAGGGCAUAGUGGUGGCGAUUACGCUGUCGAAAGCCCUGAAGGACGGGGUCGUAAGGGUUAGGCCGUACUGUCCGUGGAGUAACUACCAGAGCAGCGAUUGGGGCGCCGUGGCGAACUUCGCGGCCAUCUUGAAGGAGCUGGGGAUGGGCGAUGCUGCUGAGACGUAUGUGAAGGGCUGUCAGGCGGCAGCCAACUCCGUGUAG
Molecule: messenger RNA, 1233 nt
Organism: Colletotrichum truncatum
Lineage: Eukaryota; Fungi; Ascomycota; Sordariomycetes; Glomerellales; Glomerellaceae
Product: aromatic prenyltransferase (TdiB protein)
Biological process (GO): alkaloid metabolic process
Molecular function (GO): transferase activity, transferring alkyl or aryl (other than methyl) groups
Source: RefSeq, a predicted model, not a curated record